AAUCGACUUCCAUAAAGAGAAAGAUGUUUGCCUCUGGGAAAUGCAAUAUAUACCAACUUAUAAUUCCCAAACUGCACUGCUUCCCAAAACUGCUGCUGCUUCUGUCUUACACUAAAAGGUUUGAAGUCAAACAAACGCCAAGAUGUCAGAGAAAAAGAUGUCUUCAAGUCGCAAGCAUCAUCUGAAGAGUUUGAUGCUGUCCAUAGCCAAAGGUUUACUGGAAGAGGAGGAGAAGGAGCUUGAGGUGGAGAGGACAAGGUACAUGGCAGAGAACUGUCCUCCUGUUUCCAUGCCCAGGAGCCUGCAGGAGCUGCAGGAGCUGUGCAGGGAGAUCCACCACAAGAUUGAUGUGAUCGAUGAGGAGCGAUACGACCUUGAGAUGAAAGUCAAUAAAUCCAAUAAGGAGAUUGACGACUUGAAGAUAAAAGUUCAAGACCUGAUGGGCAAGUUCAAGAAACCCGUCCUGAAGAAAGUUCGUAUGUCAGCUGACGCCAUGCUGAAAGCUCUGCUUGGCUCCAAACAUACCGUCAACCUGGACCUGAGGGCCAAUCUGAAGCAGGUCAAGAAGGAGGUGAAGGAGGAGGAGAAGGAACUGCGUGAUGUUGGUGACUGGCGUAAAAACAUUGAAGACAAGUCUGGUAUGGAUGGAAGGAAGAAGAUGUUUGAGGCUGAGGCUUAAAUCUGUGUCUGAUCAGACAAAAAACUGUAUCAGCUGUGAACAAAUUGGUUAAUCUGUUUAGAUAGCACAGAUUUUCUUUUUAAAUUAUAUUGUAAGCUGUAGAAACUUUGACAGAAUAAACAAGCUGCUGGAGGA
This is a messenger RNA of Scatophagus argus, 814 nucleotides long. RefSeq names its product troponin I, fast skeletal muscle-like. NCBI's taxonomy places the organism in Eukaryota, Metazoa, Chordata, Actinopteri, Scatophagidae. Gene Ontology annotation, cellular component: troponin complex. The transcript is spliced from 7 exons. Gene Ontology annotation, biological process: muscle contraction. The coding region runs from base 143 to 679 and encodes 178 amino acids. The record is from RefSeq and is a predicted model, not a curated record.